This is a messenger RNA of Emiliania huxleyi CCMP1516, 459 nucleotides long. RefSeq lists its product as hypothetical. The coding region runs from base 1 to 459 and encodes 152 amino acids. The transcript is spliced from 2 exons. The record is from RefSeq and is a predicted model, not a curated record. Lineage: Eukaryota; Haptophyta; Isochrysidales; Noelaerhabdaceae.
AUGUUGCACUCGGGGUGGAGGAAAUGGGGCGGGCGGCUCCGGCUCGCGGCUAGCUGCGCUGAGGCGGGCCUCGCAGAGUGGGUCGGCCGCACCCCGCUCGCAGCGCCGCUCCGCUCGGCGGCGCUGGUGCUGCUGGCGGCGGGCGGGGACACCAUCGCCCGCCUCCCCGCCCCGGCGGCUGCAACUGCCCCCAGCGAGGAUGGGGACGAGCCUGGCCGGUCCGCGCCUAGCCACCAGCAGGCACGCGCACCCGCGCUGCCACGGGCACGGCUGGCAGAGUGCGCCGCCGCGUCGGUCGCCAUGCAUGUGUGGGUCGGCGCCGCCGCAGGAGCGUCGCUGGCCUCGUCGGUGCUCGCGUCCCUCUGGCUCUCGAACGUGUUUGCCGUCGCCGGCGCGCACGUCGGCGCGCGCGCUGCGAUGCGGAGGCGCUCUCGCGCGCGGCGCAUCGUGGCGGGCUAG